CGAACUGGGUGGACGACGCGGUUUUACCGUGUCCAAUCUUCAAUCUCUAAUCUCUGCAGUACUAUUUUGACUUCUAGAGACGGAAGAUUGGCGUGUGGACUGCCUCCCUAAUAAUAGAGAAUUAUCGGGAAGAGAUUUCAAAGUCCAAGAAGAAGAAAGAGCUUGAGAUAUAUAUACCAAACCCUCAUAAUUCCCUUCUCUCUCGAUUGCUUAUAAAAAGUAUAAAUUCCAAAAUUUGAUCUCGUUCAGAUUCAGAGCCUUUUUAUUUAUUAAUUUCCAUAUUUCUAAUUGAUCUAUCAUUAGUUUUUCACGAUAAUUUUCGCAAAGAAGGGGAAAAUAUGGCUGAAGUAAUGAACUCGAAUACUCCGUCAACGAGUGCCGGAGGACCUGGAUCAGCCGAUCCAACAGCGCCCAGAAGGAAUUCCAAGCGACCCAAAUAUUCAAGGUUUACACAACAAGAACUUCCAGCAUGCAAGCCUAUUCUAACACCUAAAUGGGUGAUUUCAGCUUUCUUGCUUGUUAGUGUCAUCUUUAUUCCCAUUGGAGUUGUCUCCCUAUUUGCUUCCCGGGAUGUUGUUGAAAUUAUUGAUCGGUAUGAAACUGAUUGCAUUCCUUUAGAUUCAAGGAGUGAUAAAGUUGGAUUUAUACAAAGCUCUCGAGAUAAAAACUGCAGUAGAAUUCUGAGGGUUCCAAAACGCAUGGAACAGCCCAUUUAUGUAUAUUAUCAGCUUGACAAUUUCUACCAGAAUCACCGCAGGUAUGUGAGGAGCCGAAGUGAUCAGCAAUUGAGAAAUUCAAGAGAUGCGGAUGACACAAGUGCCUGUAAGCCUGAAGAUACUGCCCACGGGAUGCCAAUUGUGCCAUGCGGUCUUAUAGCCUGGAGCCUUUUCAAUGAUACUUAUGACUUCACUCGCAACAACCAGCCGAUGACCAUAAACAAGAGAGAGAUCUCGUGGAAGAGUGAUAGAGAUCACAAAUUUGGCAAAAAUGUCUACCCAAGGAAUUUUCAGAAUAAUACUCUAGUCGGUGGAAAAACCCUCGAUCCAAAUAAAUCAUUGAGCGAGCAGGAGGACCUUAUUGUUUGGAUGCGAACUGCAGCGCUUCCAACUUUUAGAAAACUGUACGGGAAAAUAGAGGUGGAUCUUGAGGCUGGUGAUGUCAUUAACGUGGAAUUGCAAAAUAAUUAUAACACCUAUAGUUUCGAUGGCAAGAAGAAACUUGUCCUUUCUACCACCAGCUGGCUUGGAGGGAAGAAUGACUUUCUUGGUAUUGCAUACCUUGUUGUGGGUGGAUUGUGCUUCUUUCUCGCAAUGGUUUUCACAAUUAUCUAUCUAGUUAAGCCAAGGCAACUUGGAGACCCAUCUUAUUUGUCAUGGAACCGCAACCCGGGAGGUCACUAAGAGCGAGCCCUUGAACGAGUGUUCAAGUGGAUGUUUGGGACUUAAGCUUGUGCCUGUUAAGUUUCAAGAGGUGUAUGUAUAGACCUCAUCACAUGGCGUUCUAAAUGUUUCGGACUUUAGUUUUUAUUGAAAUAGUCGACGUGUAAUGCAUUUGGUUGUAAAUUUGAUUACGGCCUUUGCACAUAUACAGUUUCAUUAUAUGCCGAGUUCAUUCCAUGAACCAAAUAGUUCUUUCGAAUAUAAACCAUUAUCCUGGAUACUCUGAUGGACAAUAUAUUCAGCCCUUGUUUGA
Olea europaea var. sylvestris is the source of this 1692-nucleotide messenger RNA. Its product is annotated as ALA-interacting subunit 1-like. Lineage: Eukaryota; Viridiplantae; Streptophyta; Magnoliopsida; Lamiales; Oleaceae. The coding region runs from base 339 to 1400 and encodes 353 amino acids. Gene Ontology annotation, cellular component: endoplasmic reticulum; Golgi apparatus; plasma membrane. The record is from RefSeq and is a predicted model, not a curated record. The transcript has 8 exons.